CUUUCUUGACCAUUUGUUUACGGCGGAAAUUUGGUGUCGAAUACGAUUGUGCAACUACGGACGUAUAUAGCCAGCAUGAGUGUUGUUACUAAUGAAUCUUUGAAAAAGCAUGGUUGGAGCGACCUGGCUUUGCGGGCAUAUCAGCUAGAUGGAGUGAACUGGCUACUCAAAUGCUACAGCCACGAUCAUGGCUGUAUUUUAGGUGACGAGAUGGGUUUAGGCAAGACAUGUCAGACUAUUGCAAUGUUGGCUUGGUUAACAAGUACAAGUGGAGACAAGCGACCACAUCUUGUUAUCUGCCCAAGAUCAGUUUUAGAGAACUGGGCAGAAGAGUUCAAAAGAUUUUCUCCAGGCUUGAAAGUGAUCAGUUAUGUGGGAGACAAAGAAACCCGUGCUGAACUUGUCAAUACAAUUAAAAAGUCCAAGCAAGGGCAGACAUACUGCUUUGAUGUAUUGAUAACAACAUACGAGGUGUGCCUGAAAGACUCCCUUUUCCUGCAAUCUUUGUUCUGGCAUGUCCUUGUGGUUGAUGAAGCACACAGGUUAAAAAACUGUGAAUCACUUCUGUACCAGACACUUGAGAAGUGGGACUUUCAUUGCGGUGUGCUGCUCACUGGCACACCUGUUCAGAACAAUCUUCAAGAGCUCUUCUCACUUCUGGCAUUCAUUGACAGAUGCAAGUUUAAGCCUCGACAUGUGGACACAUUUGUAGAGAAAUACAGCCAUGCACAUGAAAUAGAAGAACUGCAUGAACUCCUGAAGCCUUAUCUUUUGAGAAGAAAGAAAGAAAAUGUACUUAAAGACCUUCCAGAGAGAUCUGAUGUAGUGCUGUACCAUGGUCUUAGUGCUCUACAGAAGAAACUGUACAAAGCCAUUCUUACAAAGGAUUUAGAUGCUUUUGAAAACCCUAACACUGGACAGGUGCAUCUGAUGAACAUUCUCAUGCAGCUAAGGAAGUGUGUCAACCACCCAUAUCUUUUUGAUGGUGUGGAGCCAGAACCAUUUGAACUGGGUGAGCAUCUUGUGGAAGCUAGUGCAAAACUAAUGCUGAUUGACCGCCUUCUGAAGUGGCUGAAUGCACUUGGACACAAGGUCUUAAUUUUUUCACAAAUGACUCACAUGUUGGAUGUGCUGCAAGACUACCUUGGCUAUCGAGGUUUUACUUAUGAACGGCUGGAUGGUUCAGUUAGAGGAGAAGAGCGUUUUCUUGCUGUUCAGAACUUCAAUCAGAAUGACGAGACAUUUGUCUUUCUUCUAAGUACCAAAGCAGGAGGACAGGGUCUGAAUCUGACAGCAGCAGAUACUGUCAUUUUUGUGGACAGUGAUUUUAAUCCACAAAAUGAUCUUCAAGCAGCUUCAAGGGCACACAGAAUCGGUCAGAACAGACCCGUGAGGGUGAUUCGACUGAUUGGUAAAAACACGGUGGAACAAAUUAUUUUGAACCGGGCUGAAGAAAAGCUAAAGCUUACAGACAAAGUUAUUGAGAGUGGAGAGUUUUCAGCAGCUGGGAUGUCUGUUUCUAAACCAGCUUUUGUCAAGAAUUCAAAACAGUUACAAGAUAUUCUAAAGUUUGGUGUUGAGAAGCUACUAAGUGAUGACACCCCAGAUGAGAAUAUUGAAUUUUCUCGCAUUUUAGGCCCCACAGUUAACGGAGAGUGGCAAACCACAGAAGACACUGGCAUAAUCCAAGAUGCAGAGGAGGAAAAAAGUUCGAAAGAAGAAGCACCCAAAAACAUAUAUAUGUUUGAAGGGCAUGACUACUCAAAAGAAACUAGUGCAGGCGACAUAGAGGCUUUUGAGGCAUUGAUUAAAUUGGAGAAGACAUCCCAAAGGGAGUCUGCCUCAUCAGAAAGACUUUUACGUGGUAAAGGAACUGCUUUUCUAGCUGACCUUCUUCCUGAGUUGAGCAGGAAACCACGCAAGCAGUUGACACUUGAAGAGCAGGAAACACAAAGGAAAAAGCACAAGGAAGCAGCAGAAAAAAGAGCAAAAAAAUUAUCAGAACAGAAAGAGAAGAAGAGAGAGGAGCUUUGGAAAAAGCACAAUUACACCUCAGUCAACAUUAUGAUUGAGAGUGAGGAUGAAGAUGAGGAAGAGGUAGCUGAAGAAGAGGGAUCAGAGGAGGAUGUGGAUCAGCCAAGAAGAUCAAUACAUUAUGUGAUGGGUGAUGUGACCCAUCCACUUGAUGCAGGAACUUCUGACAGAAUUGUGGUCCACUGUGCUGAUGAUUCUGGAUACUGGGGACGAGGAGGUCUUUUUUCUGCAAUAUCAACACGAUCUCUGAAGCCUCAGGCACAAUAUGAGCUGGCUGGAAAAGUAAAUGAUCUCAAGCUUGGAGACUGUCAUUUAAUUUCAUUAGAUGACGAUAAGGAAAAGGAUGAUGGCCAGGAUAUGCUGGCUUUGAUAGUUGCUCAGACCAGAGACAGAAACAACAGAUUGUCAGGAAUUAAGCUGAUGGCACUUAAAGAGGGAUUAGAGAAAGUCUACUUCAAAGCAAAACAGUUAAAAGCAAGUGUGCAUUUACCUCGUAUUGGCCACGACACACCUGGUUUCAACUGGUAUGGAACUGAAAGGCUUAUACACAAAAUACUAGCAUCAAAGGGCGUUCCAACUUAUAUUUACUACUUUCCUCGAAGACAGAACUUAAAGCACAAGGGUGCUGGUUUUCCACCUCAGCCACCUGCAAAAGUUGCGAAAGUUGUUGAGGGCAAGGUGAAAAACAGCAACUCAGAGGCAGACUCUAGUAUACAAGUACAGAAGGCAUCUGGAUCUGUGAACAAUGGCAGCAGCACUUCCAGCAUGGCACCCUCAGCAUUGCCUGAGUUGUUCACAGGUGUUGCAAUUCACCUGUACAACAUGGACCCAGAGACAAUGACAAAGUACAAGCGCUAUAUCAUUGCUUAUGAUGGAGAUGUUGAUGCCUAUGUGCACGGUAGUACAACCCAUCUUGUGGCAAACGCAGAGACGGACAAAGAGGCAUUAAAGAAAAUCCAGGGAGACCACAAAUGCUAUGUUGUCAGCAGUCAGUGGUUAGAUGAUUGUUUGAAGAGGCACAAGCUGCUUUCUCCUGAUGAUUAUGUAUUAGAAAAAUAACGUCAUCCACAGGACCAUCCAUGGUAACUCAGUCCAGCAAAUAGUUACUUUUUCAGUCAUCUAAAUGAUCAUCUGUAUAUUCUCUGCAACACACUCACAUGCUUACCUACUCUUUCCCCCCCAACCCCACAUAAGGAUUUUGAAAAGUGCUAGACUGUACUUUGUAUCCAUCCAGUAAAAUAGCUAUUAUCAUAUUUUCACAUUUAUUUUGUACAAGCUUAGAAGUGCCUGGAGAAAAAAUAAAACAAGUUAUUGAUAUACAUAUAAGUAGAAGUGUUUGUUCAGUUCUGUCAAGCUUGUAUAUCUUAAUGUACUAUCAUCACUUUCUGUCAGUCCAAUGAUUUUGUAUGCAUGCAUCCACAAAAAGUGAAAGACAGUUAGACAGCAGAUAGAUUUUAGAACCAAACACAAAUGUUACUCUUACAAAUAGAACUAGCAGUGUAACAACUCUUGAGUUAAACUUCAUGGCACACUUUAUUAUAAUAUUCAUUUACUUAGUACUUAAAAAGCAAUUAUAAAAUACAUUGAGAUUGUACGGGAUAAUAAUGCAGUAAAUACUUUAAUGACAUGGAAGAAAAAAUUUAUAAUUGGGAAAUGUUUGUAUUCAAAAGGUUACAGUUAGAUUAAAUUCCAUUAUUUUAACUGAUUAUUGACUACAGUGAAGGCUUAUAGGUGCAUUUUGCAAUAAACUUUUUUGCUGGAAAAA
Messenger RNA from Pomacea canaliculata, 3799 nucleotides. Its product is annotated as chromodomain-helicase-DNA-binding protein 1-like. The record is from RefSeq and is a predicted model, not a curated record. Gene Ontology annotation, biological process: DNA repair; chromatin remodeling. The transcript has 25 exons. Bases 76 to 3093 code for a protein of 1005 amino acids. Gene Ontology annotation, molecular function: ATP binding; DNA helicase activity; ATP-dependent chromatin remodeler activity. Lineage: Eukaryota; Metazoa; Mollusca; Gastropoda; Architaenioglossa; Ampullariidae.